Alexandromys fortis (reed vole) is the source of this 2345-nucleotide messenger RNA. It is a transcript of the gene Bbs10, whose product is annotated as Bardet-Biedl syndrome 10. The coding region runs from base 16 to 2334 and encodes 772 amino acids. Gene Ontology annotation, biological process: chaperone-mediated protein complex assembly. NCBI's taxonomy places the organism in Eukaryota, Metazoa, Chordata, Mammalia, Rodentia, Cricetidae. Gene Ontology annotation, molecular function: ATP binding. The transcript is spliced from 2 exons. The record is from RefSeq and is a predicted model, not a curated record.
AGCGGUGAGUGCAGGAUGGCGUCGGGAGUCACCACGGUCACCUCGGUCUCCGAAGGAGCCGGCUGGGUUCCAUUGCGCGGCCGAGCCCAGCGGCUGCACUUCCGGCUUCCUCCCCGCCUCUUCCGGCCCCGCCCACCAGCGGUCCUGCUCUUCCGCCCUCAGCUACGCAGAAGCGGUCCGCGGGACCCUGGGUCCAUGGGGUCCCCGGGGUCCGUGACGGCGGCGCUGCGGGUGGCUGAGGUGCUCGAAGCCAUCGCGAACCGCUGCGUGGGGCCAGAGGGCGGGCUAGUGUUGUGUACGAAGCCCACCGGCGAGGUGCUGCUUAGCCGGGAUGGAGGCCGCCUCCUGGAGGCGCUGCACUUAGAGCAUCCCUUAGCCAGGAUGAUAGUGGCGUGUGUUUCCAGUCACCUUAAAAAAACAGGAGAUGGUGCUAAAACAUUUGUUAUUUUCCUUUGCCAUUUACUCAGAGGACUUGAUGCAAUCAGAGAAAAAGAUCCAUUCACUCCUGAAAAUAUUCAAACCCAUGAAAGACACUGGAAAAACUGUAGUCAGUGGAAAUUUGUUUCCCAGGCUCUUCUAACGUUUCAGACACAAAUACUAGAUGGUAUUGUGGACCAGUAUUUAAGCAGGCACUAUUUGUCUGUCUUUUCUUCAUCUGCUAAAGGAAGAACACUGCGCAGGCGCUCUUUAGAGUCACUCCUAGAAGCAUAUUUUUGUGGACGAGUGGGACGAAACAAUUGCGGAUUCAUUUCACGGUUGACGUGUGACUACGUUCUCGAGUGCAUGGCCUGUGAAAGUGGGAUCGAAGUGUUUGAGUUGCUGGACAGCUGUUUUUUCGAGCUGAAUGUUGGUGUUGCAGGCCUUCCUGUUUCCGCUUCCAGAAUUGUGGACGGCCUUGUCCUUCACCGAGACUUCUCUGUGUAUUGCCCAGCAGAUGGUGACAUUAGGAUGGUGAUGGUCACAGAAGCCCUCCACCCUCUGUUGUCAUCGUCCAAAUCAGAGCUGAUGCUAAAUUCGGAAGCGCAGUUUCAGGCGUCUCAGUGUUGGAUCGUGGAGAGGACAGAGGCAGUAAUGAAACGUUUGCAAAGUCAGAAUAUAAAACUGCUCCUGUCCAGUGUGAAGCAGCCAGACCUGGUUGUUUACUGCGCAAGACUACAUAGCAUAUCCGUGGUGGAGUGCUUAUCGGCCCAAGAGGUUUCUCUCAUCCAGAGGAUCGCCGGCCUUCCUCCUUGUGUUGCGCCAUGGGUCACUUCACAGGGUGAGAUUUUGCAUACGACUUCGGUGAGAUUUUGUAAACCCCUCAUCCUUAGGUCCAAAAGGUAUGUUCAUCUUGGCUUGAUGAGCACACGUGUAUUUAUACCUCACUGUAUGAUCCUUUGUGGACCGGUUCCGGGUCUUGUUCAACAACAUGAGAGUGCUUUGCAGGGAGCGUUUAAGAUGCUCCGGCACUUGUUUACCGACCUUGACCUAAAUUACGUUAUACAAACCAAGGACCAGUGCGACUCCCGUCCUCUUGCUUCCAACAGUAGCAGAGAGAGUCAUCACCUACCAGAAAUGGAUAAGUAUCAAGACAUAACCGUAAAGAGCAAAAAUAAAUCGGAAAACACUCAGACGUAUUUAAAAGUAUAUUCAAAUCUGAUGGCUUCCGAUACAGAAGUAGAAAUGCCUAUCCCAUGGUCAGCGCAGAAGGAGACGCCGACAGAUGUGUCUCCAACAGGUGAUAUACGGAAGUGCUUGUCUGCAGAAAGAAACUGGAUGAUUGAUGGCUGUGAACUGUCGAUUGAGAAUAAUUCCACUGGAAACCCCACAGCAGAAGACACUAGAACAGAAAUUUCUCAUGAAAAUGUACAGGUCACAAAUAAUCCUGGGAAAGGGUACACCUUGCCGGUGAUGUACAAGUCCCUGGAGGCAUGUACUUCCUGGGGUUAUUGUUCAUCAACUAUCCCAGCGGGCUGUGUUCUGCCAGUGGGUGGUAGUUUCGAGAUCUUGUUGCAUUACUAUCUUCUCAACUAUGCCAAGCAGUGUAGGCAAUCAGCUGAAGCCACGGUCGGUACGUUGAUAGCUCGUGCACUUUUAGGCAUCCCUAAAAUCCUUUGCAAGCCUCAGAAGGGAAAGGCCAGCUUUCCACACACGUACAUUCGCUCUCUCCGCGCGCUGCAAACCGGUCAACUUGUGGUAAGUAGCCAGUCGGGACUGGAGCCAGUAGCUGGGAAGUACCAGUUACUAACUUCAGUUCUGCAGUGUUUGGCGAAAAUACUAACUAUUGAUUUAAUAAUCAGUAUUAAGAGACAACCUCAGAAAACUAGUGACGAAGAUUCAGAAGAUGAACUUUAACACUCCAAGUU